This is a messenger RNA of Penicillium malachiteum, 807 nucleotides long. RefSeq names its product fungal specific transcription factor domain-containing protein. Gene Ontology annotation, molecular function: RNA polymerase II cis-regulatory region sequence-specific DNA binding; DNA-binding transcription factor activity, RNA polymerase II-specific. The record is from RefSeq and is a predicted model, not a curated record. Gene Ontology annotation, cellular component: nucleus. Gene Ontology annotation, biological process: positive regulation of transcription from RNA polymerase II promoter by galactose. Bases 1 to 807 code for a protein of 268 amino acids. The transcript has a single exon. Lineage: Eukaryota; Fungi; Ascomycota; Eurotiomycetes; Eurotiales; Aspergillaceae.
AUGAAGAACACCGAAAUCCCCUCAGAACCUACCAUUCAUUCGCCUCUCUUGCACAACAUAGAUUUGUGCCGAAUAAUCAACCAAAUCCAAGAGAAAAUCUUCAUCAGCUCGCUGUUAGAGCUACAAGAGAUUCAAUUUUACGACAACUUGCUACUUUCUUGGUUCGACAACCUCCCCCGAUUCUUACAAAUACCUGAACCUACCCUGCCCGACAUUCAGGAUGCACGUCUGAUUCUGAAAUGGCGAUAUCAAAACAUCCGGCUGCUUCUAUACAGACCUAUUCUUCUCAACACUCUAGAAAGACAAGUUCCACUCGACCAGAUGACAAUCGAUGAGCAAAUCGCAGUAUCCAAAUGUCGAGAGAUUGCUGCGGAGACUAUUCUGAGUAUUCAAACAGAGUGGCGUCCCACAAAGGUAUGCUGCUGGCAUGCGAGUGGACUUCUCUUUCAAGCCUGCUUAGUACCUCUUAUGGCACUUGCUAUUGAAUCUAGAGAGAACAGCAACUAUGCGAAUUGGUAUACAAAAGUUCAAAUUGGAAUAGCGAUUUCCGAUGCUAUGUCCCAGCUUGAUCCUGUCAACAGAAGAACCAAAGAGUCUUUAGACCGACUAUUCCGUGCAGUCAUUGGCACUUCCUGUUCUGAACCGUUCCUAGACUCUACUCAGAGGUCUCUAUCAUUCGAGUCGAUAUUAUCUCGAGAUUGGCAUCACAUGGAUGAACAAGCUAGUCUCUCAGAGGAGAACAUGGGCAUUUCAUAUCUGGAAGACCAGUUACUGUUUCCAUCAUACCCAUCGACAUACUCUUCAUAG